Corylus avellana is the source of this 1098-nucleotide messenger RNA. Lineage: Eukaryota; Viridiplantae; Streptophyta; Magnoliopsida; Fagales; Betulaceae. The record is from RefSeq and is a predicted model, not a curated record.
ACCCCACAGCUCAAAACCUGACCACCAUAAGCCCCCUAAAACAACGCAGCGCUCAAACACUCUCUCUCUAUCGCUCUCUCUCUAUCUCUCUGUAGGCUCAGCAGCUGUAGCGUCCGAACAAUGGCGGACUAUGGCAGUGCAAUCUCUCUCUCCCAGGGUCGAGACCUUUCCCACACCUCCGAAGACGACGACUCGGAGCACAGCCCUCGUAGCGUGCCCAAUCUCUCAGCAGGAGCGACAAGGCCAGCAGGCUCAUCGCCACCGUCCAAGCCCAAGAAAACCACGGCCAUCUGCGAGUUUGGAUCGACGCCUGAGGUUUCAAAGAAGCCCAGAGGCCGACCGCCCGGCUCCAAGAACAAGCCCAAGCCUCCCAUUAUCAUCACAAAAGACAGCGACUCCGCCAUGAAGCCAGUCGUCCUCGAGAUCUCCGCCGGCUCCGAUGUGGUCGAGACGGUCAUACAGUUCGCGCGCAGGCGACACGUGGGCAUCAUUGUUCUCAGCGGGUCAGGGUCCGUUUCCAACGUGACUCUCCGACACCCCGUCUCCCACGCGCCGAGCCUUUCCCUGCAUGGACCCUUUAGCCUCCUCUCUCUAUCCGGAUCAUUUCAACAACAACAACAACCCUCUUCUUCUUCUCCUCCUCCUCCUGUUUCUUUUUCUUCUUCUUCUUCUUUUGGGAUAUGUCUUGCAGGGGCACAAGGGCAGGUGUUUGGAGGGAUUGUUGCCGGGAAAGUUAUCGCGGCGAGCCGGGUGGUGGUGGUGGCUGCCACGUAUACGAGCCCGGCGUUUCAUAGACUUCCGAGCGAAGCUGAUGAAGCUGGUGAGGAAGCAAAGCCUAACAUUGCUGCAAAUGCAAGCGAGUGUUGCAGUACGAGCAGUAAUGCCAUGUGCAUGCCUGUUUACAGCGUCGCUAGCCCUACCCCACUCAACUGCCAGAUUUCCCCUGAUGUUAUGCCUUGGGGUCCCACCUCCCGCUCUCCUUACUGAUCACUACAAGUCCAAGAAGGGAAAAAAAUUAUUAGUAUAGAAGUAUGCAAAUUCAAACAUCUAUAAAGUUUGAGGAUUUUUGGUAGCCUUUAUGAAAUGGUUUUUCCUUUA